AUGGGGUCUCGCAUGAAGGACGUGCAGCGCAAGUUGGACCUGAGUUUGGAGGACUUGGUAGAGGAGCAGAAGCACACCGGCGGAGGCAAAGGCGGUGGCCGGAAGAGAAGGCGUCCGAGCCCAGAGCCCCGGGAGCCCCGGGAGCCCCGUGAGCCCCGGGAGCCUCGGGAGCCCCGGGAGCACCGGGAGCACCGGGAGCCGCGGCGGGAGCGCGUGCGGGAGGCUUCAGAGCCACGUCCACCUCGGGAGGAGCAGGCCCCCAGGGAGAAGGAGAAAGAGAAGCGAGGAGGUUCGCCCAAGGAGCCAAAGCGCCCGCGCAGCGGGGCGGAGGUUCCGGAGGUGGCCGGGGCCAGGAAAACGGGCAGGCCGCCGCAGCCGGCAGCCUCGCCUCAUCCGGGUCCCAUGCCCUACCCCCAGAUGCCGCCGGGCUGGCCUCCGGCCUACGACCCCCGGCAGCCGGCCUGGCGACCGGUGGCGCCGCACAUGUACGCGCGGCACCCUCCUCCUGUCUUCCGGCCCCCCGCGUACGGCGCACCGCCGCACAUGCCGGGCUACCCUCCGAUGAUGCCAGUAGCGCACCCGCCGCCUAGUGGGCACCACCGUCCGGCGGCACCUCCGCCAGCCUACCCUCCCGGGCAGCUGGCGGCGCCAGUGCCACCAAGCUCCAGGAAGCGCGAGAGAGCCCGAGACAGGGACGGCCAACAUGGCCGCGAGCACGGGCGGCACUCCUCGCACGCACCGCUGGAAGCAGUUCCCUCCAAAAUAUCGCCGCCCCACGGGUUCCAGGUCCGCCUGAGCAAUAUCCCGCCAGAGCUGACGGCUAGAGACUUGGCGGAGGCUUUCGCGGAAGUUUCAGCAAGCCGCGUCGAAUCCGUGGACCUGCUCCGGGAUGGCUCCGGCAGGGCCACCGGCGAAGCUGUGAUCAUCUUUGGUGGGAUGCCCGACGCCCAGAACGCAGUGCGCCGUUACCACGGCGGAGACCUCAAUGGCCGUCGUUUGGAGGCCGUCUAUGAGGGCGAGGUCAAUGCGACUUCCAAGCGAUAG
Messenger RNA from Symbiodinium natans, 1044 nucleotides. The record is from the annotation of a GenBank genome assembly. Lineage: Eukaryota; Dinophyceae; Suessiales; Symbiodiniaceae.